AUGGAACAGGCAGCAAGGCUUCAGCAGGGCAGUUCUUCACAUGCCCAAUUUGUUCAACAGCCGGUACCUCCACCUGUUACUCUGUUCCAGCAGCUGCCACCUUCAACAGUGGUUCCAUCUGUGCCAUCUUUACGACCAGGACACAUCAAAGAGGAUCUUGUAGAGCUGAUGAUGAUGCAGAAUGCUCAGAUGCACCAGGUCAUUAUGAACAACAUGACCAUGUCUGCACUUAGUAGCUUUGGCUACACACACGCACAUGAGGCAAAUCUACCUGUAACAUCUGAGGAGGUUCCAGAGGUGUACCACCAUCACUACCCUUGUGCCCCGUGUGGAUCUUACCCCAUGUGGAUGCCCAUGUCACUGGGGUAUUGUCCUUUUCCUCUGCAGACUGUUGAGAGCUUCCAACAUCCGCUUUACCAUUCAUACCCUGUACACGGAGGAAAUACAGAUAGUAGCACUGUGCCACCAAAACUACCACCUAGCGUAACAGGAACUGUCGGACCUGACGUUCCCCCGACUGCAGAGCAUAAUAAUGCAGAGCAUAAAGGAACAGAGAUGAAUUAGAGACAAAAGAACUUCAAUACUGC
Trichomycterus rosablanca is the source of this 587-nucleotide messenger RNA. RefSeq names its product proline-rich protein 29-like. The transcript has 6 exons. The record is from RefSeq and is a predicted model, not a curated record. Bases 1 to 564 code for a protein of 187 amino acids. NCBI's taxonomy places the organism in Eukaryota, Metazoa, Chordata, Actinopteri, Siluriformes, Trichomycteridae.